AUGGCUAUGGAAUUGAUGGGAGCUGAUAAGGGCAAAAGAGAGAAGAAAACUUGGCCCCCGCCGACAAAGACAACGCAGUCUCCGGCCUCGACCGUCACGGCUACCUUUUGGCAAGAAGAUCACAAAGUCUCUAUCCCCUACCUCCACAGCGUCAUCUACCAGGAUCUCGGCCUCCAAUGGGCCCAGACCAGGCUGGACUCGGAUGACAUCCCGGCUUUCCUUGAGCUUAUCAAGGACCCUCAGUUUUAUGGCGCCUCCGUGACCAUGCCCAACAAGGUCGCCAUCAUCCCCCACCUGGACGAGCUGACCCCCGAGUGCCGCGACGUCGGCGCCUGCAACACCAUUUUCCUACGCACCGCGCCCGACGGCCGGCGCCUCUUCUGCGGCGCCAACACCGACACCGUCGGCAUCCGCGAGUCCUUUUUCCGCAACGUCGACAAGUCCCUCUUCGCCGGCCGUCCCGCCAUGGUCAUCGGCGGCGGCGGCGCCGCCCGCAGCGCUAUCUACGCCCUGCGCACGUGGAUGGACGUCGGCGACAUCUACAUCGUCAACCGCGACCGCGCCGAGGUCGACGCCGUGUUUGCCGAGUGCGAGGCCAAGGGCUACGGCGCGGGGCUCGUGCGCCUCGAGACCAUCGAGGAGGCGCGCGCCGCCGAGGCCCCCGGCGCCAUCGUCGCGUGCGUGCCUGAUUUCCCGCCCAAGACGGAGGCGGAGCUGCGCACGCGCGCUGUGAUUGAGACGAUUCUCGGCAAGGAGAGGAAGGGUGCCAUGCUGGAGAUGUGCUAUAACCCUUCGCCUUUUACUGCGCUUGGGGGAUUGCUGAGGAGCAGGGCUGGAAGGUCAUCUUGGGCACCGAGGCGAUGGUGUGGCAGGGUCUUGAGCAGGACCGUUACUGGACCGGCAGGGACAUUAGUGAGCUGCCUGUUGCCAAGGUGCAGCGCGCCAUUGGCGACGUGGUGA
Parascedosporium putredinis is the source of this 960-nucleotide messenger RNA. The record is from the annotation of a GenBank genome assembly. Lineage: Eukaryota; Fungi; Ascomycota; Sordariomycetes; Microascales; Microascaceae.